AUGAUCACCAAGAACCACAAAGGAGACCUGGGCCUUUGGCUUCCAGAAAAAAAGAAGAAGAAGGUAGAACCAGAGACUCAGUACUUGUUUUUGAGCGGUAACAAUUAUUACACUGAGGUCUGUCCCACCACAGCCAUGUCAUCCACGAAGAAUGUGAUCCAAGGGCGGGCACGCGAGACCCCUCUAGUGAAGAAAAAGAAGAAGAAAAAGAAGGAGCACAGCACCGUCUGUGAGGAGCACCUAGAACCUGAGACCACAUUCCGUGCCAGGCAGACAGAGAAGUCUCCCAGCCCCAGGACACAGGCUCUUGGUCCAUCCGAGUUCCUCAAUGGGGAGAAGAAAAAGAAGAGGAAGUCCUCAUGGCCUCUGGCCCUGUCCCCUGGUGUGAGGGAGAAGACCUCCCUGGACCCCAGACAGGUCGAGGAAGUGACCGGAGUUGGCAGGAAGCUCAAAAAACACAGGGAGAAAAAGGCCCUGGAGGCAGCAGCCUUCUUAGUCGGGGACCCUUGGGUCUCUGAGGCUCGGGACACCCUGCACAUGUGCUCAGUGGGAAAGGAUGACCAGGAACAGGCAGCCUUGGUGCAGAAAAGGCAGCAGGGGGUGCCCAGGGAACACGUGAACAAGAAGAAGAAAAAGAAAACCCACCAGGAGGAAGACGCCCCCCUUGGCCAUCCCAAGCCCGCCGGGUCCACGGAGAGCAGCCUUAGGAAAAGAUGUGCGAAGAAGCCAGUCAAAGGUGAGGCUUCAGAAUAUAUCUCCGAAGGAGACAGCCUCAAGGCCCCUGCGAGGAAGAAAACGAAGCCCACUAAAAAGGCUGAGACGCCAGGCACUGAGGAGCCAGCUCUGAAGAGGAAGAAGAAGAAGAAGAAGGACAAAGUAGCAGAACUUUGGAAGGAGGAGCCUGACACAGACUUAGAGGUGGUGCUGGAGAAGAAAGGCAACGUGGACGAGGCGCACAUAGACCAGGUGAGGCGAAAGGCCUUGCAGGAAGAAAUUGAUCGUGAGUCAGGCAAAACGGAAGCAUCUGGAACUCAGACAUGGACAGGAACUCAGUUUGGCCAGUGGGAUACUGCUGGUUUUGAAAAUGAGGACCAGAAGCUGAAAUUUCUCAAACUUAUGGGCGGCUUUAAAAAUCUGUCCCCUUCAUUCGGCCGCACCCCUGACACAACCAGGAGGCCCAACAUGGCGCUGGACAGGCUGGCGGCCCACAGCCUGCAGCAGAGCCUGCAGCGGGACUGCGCGCGGGCGCUGGCCCGGAAGCAAGGCGGGCGCGCUGGCCUUGGCUUCGCCACCGCAGACAAAGUCUUCCAUAUCGAUGGGAGCGCUUCCAAGUCCACCAAGUUCGAAGACUAA
Molecule: messenger RNA, 1353 nt
Organism: Pipistrellus nathusii (Nathusius's pipistrelle)
Lineage: Eukaryota; Metazoa; Chordata; Mammalia; Chiroptera; Vespertilionidae
Source: the annotation of a GenBank genome assembly